AUGCACGUACACUUCCGCGUGCGCAGGCGCGGCACGCCCCGCCCACUUCCACUGACGUCAGGCGUACGAACCACCAGCCACUACCACCAUACAGAACCACCAGCCACUACCACCAUACAGAACCACCAGCUACUACCACCAUACAGAACCACCAGCCACUACCACCAUACAGAUCCACCAGCCACUACCACCAUACAGAACCACCAGCCACUACCACCAUACAGAUCCACCAGCACUACCACCCACUACCACCAUACAGAACCACCAGCCACUACCACCAUACAGAACCACCAGCCACUACCACCAUACAGAACCACCAGCCACAACCACCAGCCACUACCACCAUACAGAACCACCAGCCACUACCACCAUACAGAACCACCAGCCACUACCACCAUACAGAUCCACCAGCCACUACCACCCACUACCACCAUACAGAACCACCAGCCACUACCACCAUACAGAUCCACCAGCCACUACCACCAUACAGAACCACCAGCCACUACCACCAUACAGAUCCACCAGCCACUACCACCAUACAGAACCACCAGCCACUACCACCAUACAGAUCCACCAGCCACUACCACCAUACAGAACCACCAGCCACUACCACCAUAUAGAAAAACCAGCCUCUACCACCAUAUAGAAAAACCAGCCUCUACUACCAUACAGAACCACCAGCCACUACUACCAUAUAGAACCACCAGCCACUACCACCACACAGAACCACCAGCCACUGCCACCAUACAGAACCACCAGCCACUACCACCAUACAGAUCCACCAGCCACUACCACCCACUACCACCAUACAGAACCACCAGCCACUACCACCAUACAGAUCCACCAGCCACUACCACCAUACAGAACCACCAGCCACUACCACCAUACAGAUCCACCAGCCACUACCACCAUACAGAACCACCAGCCACUACCACCAUACAGACCACCAGCCACUACCACCAUACAGAACCACCAGCCACUACCACCAUAUAG
This is a messenger RNA of Colossoma macropomum (tambaqui), 993 nucleotides long. RefSeq names its product extensin-3-like. Lineage: Eukaryota; Metazoa; Chordata; Actinopteri; Characiformes; Serrasalmidae. The transcript is spliced from 2 exons. Bases 1 to 993 code for a protein of 330 amino acids. The record is from RefSeq and is a predicted model, not a curated record.